Molecule: messenger RNA, 1852 nt
Organism: Bolinopsis microptera
Lineage: Eukaryota; Metazoa; Ctenophora; Tentaculata; Lobata; Bolinopsidae
Exons: 2
Coding region: 5-1174 (389 amino acids)
Biological process (GO): neuropeptide signaling pathway
Cellular component (GO): plasma membrane
Molecular function (GO): G protein-coupled peptide receptor activity
Source: RefSeq, a predicted model, not a curated record
UACCAUGGAGUUCUCGGUUCGUUUUUUCUACAUCUGCACGUGCGUGACGUCAUUCGUGGGAGUCCCCGCUAACAUCAUUGCAGUGGUCUACCUCCACUUAGGAGACCACUCUAUACACGAGUCUACACUGCUGCUCUACAAGGCUGUAGCCACUACCGACUUGGUGGUGGCUCUGGCAGUGUCCAAGUUCGCCGUCAACUAUCUCAGUGACUUUAAACUUCAUGUUACCAAUGCGGCGGCGUGUGAAGUGAUAGAGUUUGCACUAGACACAGGAAUGCGACUUCUCUACCUCCUGCUCUGCGUUCUAGCAGUCCUCAGAGCCCUGGUCAUCACCUUCCCUUACAGCAACACCCUCUCCCGAUACCGGACCAUCACCCUCCGGAUCAUCAUCCUGUCUGUCCUCCUGCUCUCCGGACAGUCUCUAGUACCGGUUAUCAUGCGACUAAACAGAGACGACCUGGAACCUUGUCGGAUGUCCCUGAAACACGCCUUCACCAACCAGACAGUGUACCGAGCUUGGAGGAUCUUCACGGUCUUCCUCCAGGUUACCCUGGCUAUGGUUGUCAUGUUGUUGGCUAACGCUGUGAGCGUCCAUCGGCUCCUCAAGAGCAGGACGGCUCGGAAUUGUGCUAAAAGGAACGCUAGAAACUCAGCAGCGAUCACCACGGUGGUGCUGACCAUGUCCUUCUUUCUCCUUCACAUCUCAGGGGUGGUUUACAUGACUUGUGUUACAGCUGGGGUGGAGAUUGAGAUGAACCACUUUAUUGCUAACGGUAUCUCUCUGCUCUCACCGGUUGUGGAUCCGGCUGUUUAUUUCCUCAGACUAGCAAACCCAUGUUGUCAGAACGUAAAACAGACACUCUCCAGUGGGAGCCGCCACAGCCGGACUCAGAUCACGGACUUGGUCUCCAGAGGUUCCUACCGUAUGUCAACUUUUAAACUUUUACCUGGGAGCAGAAAGGCGUCCCUAUGUAGGUCCCUGAGUAGGAGUCCUCCUAAAAGUAUAGGAAGUGGAGGUCAGUUGAACAAUAUUCAGGAGAAAGAGUAUAUUCGGGAGAAGGAGUAUAUUCGGGAGAAGGAAUGUAAGGAGCGGUUAGUGAGGACAGUGGAGUGUCAGGCGGGGGAGAAGUUGGUAGAGAAUGGAGACUGUGGAGAGCAUGUUACUGCUGUGUGAUCAACACUUUCACUUUCAAUUUCAGUUACAGUUUCGCUUUCAGUUUCGUUGAACAGAUUUAAGAAGCCGAGUGUUUCAUCUAUCAGCUUGUGUCAGAAACUCCAAAACAGUUAGUGCAGUCAAUUAGGUCGUGCCUGAACUAUGCGCGACUUUCUAGUGAUUAAGAAAGUUGUUCGUUUAGUAUGUACACCCUUAACCUGACCUUCCCAGUAACUGACAUUCGGCACUAACAUAUUGUGUUGUAACUUCCCGCGCUAAACUCAGCGCACUUAGCUAGAUGCCACAACACCAGCUUGUAUCAGACUAACAAGAUUUAGAGCCUGAUGUACUCGAGUCUGACUAGUGUUGACAGUUGCUAUGGUAACCCGCGCACUAUGUUGCUACCCCCCCCCCCCCCCCCCCCUUCUGUGUGAACAAUAUCUGUUUGUUAAACCCAUGUUUUGUUAAAACGACGCCUUCCCUUUGAUCUGCCCGUGUAAGAGAGACUCUUCAAAGUGCAUAGUUUGUGUUUCUACGGUGAAUAACGUGCGAGCUGUGCUGGGAGAGCUAGUUGGACACAGUAGAACAAGAGGAUUCCGAAAUUAUGGAAUUAUAAUGAAUUAUAAAAUAUUUAUAAUUAUUAAAUUGUUACUUGUAUUAUUUUAUUUGACAAUUGUCUAAUAUUCUUAUUGUUGCUGU